AAGUGGGUCGGACGCUGCGGAACUGCGGGCCCAGCUGGAGGAGGCGGUGCGGCAGCGCGCGGAGGUGCAGCGGGAGCUGGAGCGAACGGGCGAGGAGCUGCACGUUCUCCGCGAGCAGAGUGGGUCGGACGCUGCGGAACUGCGGGCCCAGCUGGAGGAGGCGGAGCGGCAGCGCGCGGAGGUGCAUCAGUCAUUUGAAGACAUUCAAAUGAGAUUGUUUGAGGCUGAGAAGGAGCGUAAGGCUGCCGUGGAGGAGAAGGAAAGUGGUAUUCGUGCGAUUGAGGAGAAGCUGUUGCUUUGGAAGGAUAAGGUUUUAACAACGAAAGCUAGGGAUGAUGCACGAAUUGGAAGCUUGGAAGGCUCCCUUACCGCUGCACGCGAUGAUGCGAGUAAGCUUGUGAAGUGUUUGUUAGAUUUGUUGUCUGUUGCAGGCGAGGCAGCUGUGGUUGAUGUAAGUGAAAGUGGCGAGUGCGAGGCGGAUGUUGCUUCGCUCUUGUCAAGGGCUGAGAGCCUCCACGUGCGGUUAAAGAAAAGCCUCAUGCUAUUGGAUGUGAGGUAUGCCAGUGUGCCACUCGUUGAAGUCGUUGCUUCGCUGUUCAAGGAACUUUCAGAGACACGGAGAGAGUUUGACCAAGCGUCCGCGGAACUUCUUUGCUGCCGGCGAGACUUUGAGGAGGUCACCACCCGCCUGUCUGAGGUGGAGGGUAGGGUGGAGUCCUCAGUGUCGCCGGCAGUUGUGACGGAGUUGGAGGCGAGGAACAGUCAACUGGAGGAAAAGUGCGAGCUGCUUCGCAGGGAGAUGAAGCGACAGCGGGAGGCGUUUCAGCGGGAGAAGGCGCAGCAGUCUAUUUCUGCAUCGUCAGCUGUGCAGGAGGGAGGCGCAACUCUACGUGCUAUGGCUGGAGGCGUCUUUGAGAAGGACAUGUUAUCGUUGGCAAACCAACAGAGCCAGCGUGACAAUGAGAUUCGGCGUCUUCGCGUGCAACUGCAGGCGCUGGAAAAGAUGAACGCGGAGCUGCAGCGCCAGUGCGAGCAUAAUAACGCUGUGGUGGCACAGUAUACGCAGGACAUUGAGGUGCUCAAGGCCAAGGAACGGGUUCAGCAGAGCGUGGAGUACGUGCGAAAUGUCAUACUUCAAUUUUUAUGCUGCUCUAGUGAAGAAAUCCGGCAGCAGAUGAUCCCGGCGAUAGCAACUGUCUUGGAGUUCUCGCCUAAGGAAAAGUUGGAGGUGCAGCGAGCAAACCCUGCAUGCCCUAGGUUCCACUAG
Molecule: messenger RNA, 1267 nt
Organism: Trypanosoma conorhini
Lineage: Eukaryota; Euglenozoa; Kinetoplastea; Trypanosomatida; Trypanosomatidae
Product: putative MYH7B protein
Exons: 1
Cellular component (GO): Golgi apparatus
Source: RefSeq, a predicted model, not a curated record